Molecule: messenger RNA, 1896 nt
Organism: Oreochromis aureus
Lineage: Eukaryota; Metazoa; Chordata; Actinopteri; Cichliformes; Cichlidae
Gene: nemp1
Product: nuclear envelope integral membrane protein 1
Exons: 9
Coding region: 55-1347 (430 amino acids)
Cellular component (GO): nuclear envelope
Source: RefSeq, a predicted model, not a curated record
CGGAGACGGAAGGGGAGGGAGAAGACGUUAGAGGCGGGGUACAGUGGAAUUAUCAUGGCGGGAUGCAUGAAAAUUAUAAACGGUUUUAUCUCAGCAAAUGCUAGAUUAAUGGUUCUUGCGGUGCUCCUUAUUUGUUUACCUCAAAUCUCACAACAGGAUACGGGUAAAGAACACGAAAUAACUAAUCUGCGGGAUGGUGAGGACUAUGUCAUGUCAGGAUCCAACCGGUUUUGUUACAGAAACACUGUAUCGCCAACCUGGAGGCAGACAUGGACAAGAAUUCAGGUCAAAGUGUGGAGUUCAGAGGUGUUUAAGGUGGACACUGUGGAAGGUGAGGAGGAACUGCAGGAGCUCGAUCGCUUCAGUUUUUGGGGCUGGUUCCAGAGCCUGCUGCGAGAGAAGCACAAUGAGACUGUUAUUAACAUCAGCCUGUUCACCAAGAAGACAUGCUUCAAGGUCGAGCCUACUGGGAAUGCGCAAUACACUGUCAAACCCAUUCGCAAGUUUGAUAUAUAUCUAUUCUUGCUAUUCCUCGCUGGAGCAUUGCUGUUUUUCUUUGCAGACUCACUCAGCAGGAGUCAGGCUUUCUUCUACUCUGCCGGUAUGAGCACUGGCAUGAUUGCCUCUCUCAUAAUCCUCUUUUUCAUUCUGGCACGCUUUUUACCAAAGAAAAGCCCCUUUUAUGUGUUGAUAGUUGGAGGCUGGUCAUUCUCUGUGUACGCAAUCCAGCUUGUGUUCAGGAACCUCAGCGUUAUUCUCCGAGAGCACUGGCAUGUGGCAUUAGGUUAUGUAGCAAUUGUGGGAUUCAUCAGUUUUGCUGUGUGUUACCGUUACGGCCCUCUGGUUGAUGAGAAGAGCAUUAACAUCCUGUCGUGGACCCUGCAGCUCUUUGGUCUGCUCCUGGUUUAUUUAGGAAUUCAGAUUCAACAAGUUGCCUUCGCUAUCAUUGUAGCUGCUUUGUUUACCAAAAACCUGGAGUACCCAGUCUAUCUGCUGGUUGCUGCAUGGAGAAAAAUCAAGCGGUAUAUCCACUGGAAGCCACAGCCACGACGCCUGCUGACUGAGGAGGAGUAUCAAAAGGAAGCUGAGGAAGAGACUCGGCGGGCUCUGGAGGAGCUGCGGAAAUACUGUAACAGCCCAGAGUUCAGCCCAUGGAAGACAGUGUCUAGACUUCAGUCUCCGAAAAGGUUUGCUGAUUUUGUCGAAGGCUCCCCGCACUUGAUGCCUAACGAGGUGUCCAUCCACGCCCAGGAAUACGGUUUUGGAGGAUCUUUCUUUGAGGAUGAACUCUUUGAUACGGACGACGAAGAUGACGACGAUAUUGUACCUGUGACGAAACCAGAGUGAGACGGCGCAGUGUUGGAAACAAAAACACUUAAUACUGCCUUUCAGAAAGGUGAUGGGAGAUCAGCUCUCCAGGUCCGUCCAGACUGACUUUUAAAUGGCUUCUUUGGGGGCGGGGUUAGCGGCAUCCCUGAAUUCCAGGAUAAUGAGCCAUUUUGUAUUGCCACAGGCAAAGUAAACAAAGUACUGUCAAAGAAUGUGCACUAAAAUCACACUUUUUCUUUAUUUCAGGGAAUUAAGAUUUCUGUUGAGAGGUUUAAAGACAGUGAAAGCUGAGACUUGCAGGUUUCUUUGUGCUGAGUUGUGGCCCAGAAAAGUUUUUAGUUUUCUAAACAUGUUUUGUUUACAGCCUUUGGCUGUAAUUGGAUUUUCUGCUGUGGACUGUAAUGAGAUUAUGCUUGUAGAUGACUAUUACCAGUUAUUACUCUAAUUUUCUGCUUGGGAAGAGAAAGAGAUUCAUUUUUUAAUUUCACCUAUUUCAUUCAUUUUAACGAAAAGCCAUCAAUAGAAGUGUCCACAAGUAAUUUGAAUAAAGAUAUAUAUAUAUAUGUA